Messenger RNA from Eurypyga helias (sunbittern), 1092 nucleotides. Its product is annotated as left-right determination factor 2-like. Bases 1 to 1092 code for a protein of 363 amino acids. Gene Ontology annotation, cellular component: extracellular region. Lineage: Eukaryota; Metazoa; Chordata; Aves; Eurypygiformes; Eurypygidae. Gene Ontology annotation, molecular function: growth factor activity; transforming growth factor beta receptor binding; cytokine activity. Gene Ontology annotation, biological process: SMAD protein signal transduction; BMP signaling pathway. The record is from RefSeq and is a predicted model, not a curated record. The transcript is spliced from 4 exons.
AUGGAUGGGAGGUUCACCCGGGUGCUCUGCGUGCUCUGCCUGGCCAUCACGGUCCGAGCGGUUACCCAGGAAGGGUUCAAGGAGGUGUUGCUGAAGCAGCUGGGGCUCUCUGAGGUCCCUAAACUUCAUAAAAGAGACUUGGUGGAUCUGGUUAUCCCAGACCACAUAAAGAACAAAUACAUCUCCAUGCUGAAGCGCCACAGGGUGAAGCGCCGAGCUCUGCCGAGCCUGGCCGGCAUCCUCAGGGGGAUCCCUGGCACCGCAGGCGUGGCAGGAGAAGUCCUCUACUCUGACAUCGCCACACGCCAGAACCUCAUCUUUGACAUGGAGGGCAGAAUACCAAAAAACAGUGAAGUGACAGUAGCUGAACUGAAACUCUUCAAAAAGCCUCUGGACAGGGCAAACCUGCCUGCCAGGCAGCCUCACAGGCCCGUCUCCAACGCCAGAGUCAGCGUGUACUGGGUGCAACGGCAGCACGACGGCACCAACAGGACCUCCCUGAUAGACUCCAGGCUGGUUCCUAUACGCGAGUCGGGCUGGAAGAACUUUGAUGUGACGCAGGCUGUGCAUUACUGGCUGCGAAACAAGAGGCGGGAGCCCAUGUUCCUGGAGGUCUGGAUUGAAGGAGAAAGGAUUGGCAGCCACGCUUCGGAAAUGGCCAAAGCUGUGCGUUUCACCUCCCAGGACCCUAAGGAUAAAGCCCUGGGCAAACCUGAACUCGUGCUUUACACCCUCAACUUGGAAGACUAUGGGGGCCCUGGGGACUGCAAGGAGGAGGCGGUGACAGGGAAGUCCACCUGCUGCCGGCAGAAACACUACGUCAACUUCCGCGAGCUCACCUGGACGCAGUACUGGAUCAUCGAGCCGGCAGGGUACCAGGCGUACCGGUGCACGGGGGGCUGCCGGCAGCCCCCCAGCCCGCUGCGGCACUUGGGCUACAGGGAGCGCGCCUGCGCCGUGACGGAGAGCUCCCCUCUCCCCAUGAUGUACCUCGUCAAGAGGGGCAACCGCACCGAGAUCGAAGCGGCCGAGUUUCCCAACAUGAUUGUCGAGAGGUGCAGCUGCGUCACGGACGGCAUGGCGCUGGUGUGA